Anopheles gambiae (African malaria mosquito) is the source of this 1463-nucleotide messenger RNA. RefSeq lists its product as uncharacterized. The transcript has 2 exons. Lineage: Eukaryota; Metazoa; Arthropoda; Insecta; Diptera; Culicidae. Gene Ontology annotation, biological process: sensory perception of taste. The record is from RefSeq and is a predicted model, not a curated record. The coding region runs from base 13 to 1218 and encodes 401 amino acids. Gene Ontology annotation, cellular component: neuronal cell body; dendrite; axon.
UGCAGUAUAUCGAUGAACGCGUUACAGUCAGUUAAAAGCUUUUUCCUUCCCACGUCAUCCGCCGAUUGGUGGGUUCAGUUCAGGAAAUGGGAACAUCUAUGCUGCCCAAAACAGCCGACAGUGCGAUUGGUGUUUCUGUUUCUGUUUUUCCUGCUUCUGGAACUGACCGUCUUCGCAAUAACGUUGCUGUACGUUCCUUCGCGUAUGCACACUGGUUCCUUUUUCCUGGACAACGGAGUACCGGCGAUCCUGAUCAUUGCUACCACCGGAAGUGUCGUGAAGCUAUCGCACAUGCUUUCCCAGCGUCACCGAAUUGGUGCCAUCUCUGACACGCUGCAACAGUUUGAUCACACGAUCCAAAUGCUAGACUUUCGAAUGAAAUGCGAUGAAAUUGUCUAUUGGACAGCAGGAUGGAGCAUUACGUUUGCAAUCACAACGCUUAUUUUCUCAGUCACAAUUAAAGUCUUUGGAUCCGUGGUGUUUGAGCACGUGGGCACCGGUCUCAUGAUAGUGUUCAUAAAUAUUACCAAUAUUCCGUACUCCGUGUUUACGGUGUGGUUUAUAGUUUGUGAGCUUUGUAUACGUUGCCGUAUGCAAUUGCUCCAUUCCCUGCUGGACGGUGGCAUGCGUUCGAUGGCACCCAGCAGAAGGAUAGAAAUGGUCAAACGGUCCAGUCAGCUGCUAGCAGGCGUUACCAAUUUGCACGCCGACCUUUCUUCUAUUGUUGGGCAUGUGAGUGCUAUAUUCUGCGUACAGGUGACUAUUAGCCUGUCCGCGUUCACUAUUUUGCUGAUCUUCUGCAUUUUUUCCUACUACCGAGCGGCCGUCGUUAUGGGCGAGAUCGAAACAAACUUUGCCUGGCUAACGAUAUGCUGGAGCCUGUACAACAGUUGCUUUCAGAUACCGAAAGUGUUGUUUGGAGCCUGGAUUCGACAGGGUUCAAACCAAUUAACAAAACUGGUUCAUCACCAUCUUCGGCAUGCUGACGAGUUUAUGGUACAAAAUCAGUUAUUCAUUUUAUCGCAGCAACUGGAACAUUAUUCGCUAACAAUACGUCCUUGGUAUUACACAAUUAAUUGGCCUGUAUAUGCUACGGUAAGACGAUAUGCAUGGAACAGGUGUGGAGCCACGUGGGCCGGUAUUAAAUGCCAUUUGUUUCCGGUUCCAGGUAAUUGGCUAUAUCAGCACGUACGUUGUAAUUUUGAUACAGUUCGAUAGUAAAACGUUGGACAUUACCAGAGCUACAGAGUGACCGCUUUAAAGCAUCGAAACACACGAAUUACCAAUGAAACAUCAUUUAUUCAGCAGCGCUUCGUACAGUUUCCUUUUCUGUGUUAUUACCACCACCAGAAAUCAACAAAACAAUGAGUCUACAUUGUUGCACUGCGAAGAAGGGUCUACUGCACAUGAUCAUUAAUGUUUGAAUGUUAAUUAAAUAAACACUUUGGAAAAGUAUCUGCUAA